Molecule: messenger RNA, 321 nt
Organism: Linderina pennispora
Lineage: Eukaryota; Fungi; Kickxellomycota; Kickxellomycetes; Kickxellales; Kickxellaceae
Exons: 1
Coding region: 150-314 (54 amino acids)
Source: RefSeq, a predicted model, not a curated record
AUUACUAUCGCUAAUAAUACUAUUACCUGAAACCACUGUCCUUUGAGCAGCAAUGUUAUAUCCAAAGCUCAUCAACAUAUCCUCAGUAUAACUUUAUUUCAUCACCCAGCUAUGGAUCUGGUACUGACAUGUGGAGCUAGGAUACUGCCAUGAACGGCCAGAAUGUAACUGCGGCGGCAAUUUCGAGCAGUCAGUUCUGCAAGCAAUCUGCAUGCCAAGUCAGCCGAUGCAUUGCCUAUAGAACACCUCCCCAUGGCAACACCAGUGUAGCAGUCUCGGUAGUCCGCAAAUGCACAGUCCUUGAUGAAUUAUGAAUGAAUC